Galdieria sulphuraria is the source of this 1435-nucleotide messenger RNA. RefSeq lists its product as uncharacterized. The coding region runs from base 92 to 1408 and encodes 438 amino acids. The transcript has a single exon. The record is from RefSeq and is a predicted model, not a curated record. Lineage: Eukaryota; Rhodophyta; Bangiophyceae; Galdieriales; Galdieriaceae.
UUGAAUUCUAAAUAGGAUUUAGGCUCUAGGAAACUCGUUGUGGCAUGUAAUCGUGCCUACUUUACAACUUUGUAGAGAAUACGAAGAGAAGAUGUUGAGACCCCGUCCUGGUCGUGAAUGUUACCUUCGCCAAAUAUUUCGUCUUCAAUCACAGAUGCAAUAUAUCAACGAUGUAUUCCACACUCUUCAAUCAUACUGUCUAACUAUAGAACUUGGAAAACAAUUCAAUAUUUCAGAGUCCAUCCGUCUUUUGAACUUUCUUUAUAGUCAUCUCAUAAUGGAGGCUUCCGUAUAUGGACUGAAUGAUCCCAAGUCUCAAGUGUUCUUGAAAAUCUUCUUGGAUUGUCUAGUUCCUGUUUCGGAAAUUGUUGAUGGUCUAUUGAGUAGAAGUUUAUCUUCAGUGAGUUCGUAUAUCAUCGGCUCUGGAAGGGAAUGUUAUACUCUCAGGGAUUUGAAAAUAUUUGAAGCCAUAUCUUCUCGAAUGGAUGCCGUAUUGAAUGAAUAUAUGAUUUUAUGUGCUUUAACUAAACCUAAAUUGCUUGAUCCCAAAGGAAAACCAUUGCAUGAGCUAUUCAAUGAAACUACAACCUUUCAUAUGUCUUUCAAUAGCCUGAUUUUAUUUUCCUAUAAAUGGCGUGAAACAAUCAUCAACUGGUCAACGACAACUCUUCUAGAAUUUCAGCAACACAAUAUGCAUACCAUUCUUGAAUCGCGCAACGUUUUGGAAAGUUUAGAUUCUCUACACCACGCAAUAUUUGGAGGACUAGACGAUGGUUCCUUCAACAGCAGCACUAAUUCUAACAAACUUUUGCAACAUAUGAAUUCCUGUCAUCUUUUAGGAACGUGUAAUUAUGAAACCUUUGAAAAAAUGUUGCGGUUUUCCCAGCUCAUAAAGAUCAGUGCAUUCAUUUUGGGAAGGAUGCGAAGGAAGUUGGUCAGUCGAUUGGAAAUGCGUACAGCAUUUGAGAUGCAACAUUUCCUCAAUGUGCUCUUAGACUUUCUACAAAAAGGCCAGUUUAUGUGGUUUCAAAAGACACGACAAAAAUUAUCGUCAGCAUUCAACUUGAACCAGUUUCAUCAUCUCUUAAACGAACACCAUACCAUUUGCAGUUCCUACUUGUUUUGUCGACAAAAAGAAAAGCCUAUACAUGAUGUCAUUUUAAUGGCUCUUCAAAAAAUCACACAGUUUGUGAAAUACUGUCGCAGACUACCACCUCAGAGAAGAACAUAUAGAGACAUUCAAAAACAGGAGCUUGCAAUCCUCCAAGCUUAUCAAAAGUCCUGCAACAUGUUGUGUACUGUUCUGAGCUUUAAAAGAAAUGAAAGUGACAUCGAUCCUUUACUAGUAGAAAAUAUGCGACAAUUACUACUUAGGUGUAACUAUUCUGAGUAUUACUACCAAGAAUGAGGCUUUUUGGCGACUGAUAUCAACAAG